Striga hermonthica is the source of this 2112-nucleotide messenger RNA. The record is from the annotation of a GenBank genome assembly. Lineage: Eukaryota; Viridiplantae; Streptophyta; Magnoliopsida; Lamiales; Orobanchaceae.
AUGCCUCCUCAGAAUACAGACCUCCAAUUUUCCAUCUCAAGGUGGUUUGGCUUACGCCGGCGAGAUUCGGUCCGGCCAGACAACGGCGGCGUCGACGGCGAUGACAAUCAGUUCUCGUUCUCGGGGGGCGAGUGCCACGUGUGCACCCAGGUGGGGGUCCCGGUCUUCCACUCCACCAGCUGCGACAACACCGACCAGCCGGAGUGGGAGGCCUCGGCAGGCUCGUCCCUUCUCCCCAUAAAGAACCGGAUCGGGCGCCCGAAGGCCGGAUCCGGCGGCGACGGGCGGCGGCCGCCGGUCCUGGACCCGCGGACGAAGCGCGUGCAGAGGUGGAACCGCGCGUUCCUGCUGGCGCGUGGGAUGGCGCUGGCGGUGGACCCCCUCUUCUUCUACGCGCUGUCGAUCGGGCGAGGCGGGUCGCCGUGCCUGUACAUGGACGGCGGGCUGGCGGCGGUGGUGACGGUGCUCCGGACGUGCCUGGAUGCGGUGCACCUGUGCCACCUGUGGCUGCAGCUCAGGCUGGCCUACGUGUCCAGGGAGUCGCUGGUCGUGGGCUGCGGGAAGCUGGUGUGGGACCCACGCGCCAUCGCCGCCCAUUACCUGCGCUCCGUCAAGGGCUUCUGGUUUGAUGUCUUCGUCAUUCUCCCCGUCCCUCAGGCUGUGUUCUGGUUAAUAUUGCCAAAAUUGAUAAAGGAGGAACAAAUAAAGCUUAUCAUGACAAUUUUACUGAUAAUCUUCAUGUUCCAAUUCCUACCGAAGGUCUAUCACAGCAUAUACCUAAUGAGAAGAAUGCAAAAGGUGACCGGUUAUAUAUUCGGCACCAUUUGGUGGGGUUUUGGCCUUAAUCUCAUCGCCUACUUCAUAGCUUCCCAUGUUGCUGGUGGAUGCUGGUAUGUUCUUGCAAUACAGCGUGUGGCUUCUUGUCUCAAACAACAGUGUGCCUUAAAUGGUAGUUGUAACCUGUCUCUUUCGUGCUCGGAGGAGGUCUGCUAUCAGUUUCUUUUGCCAUCCGACACUUUGGGCAACCCGUGUGGCAGGAACUCGACGGUUGUGGUCAGAAAGCCGAUGUGUCUGGACGUUAAUGGUCCUUUCCGUUAUGGAAUAUACAAAUGGGCUUUGCCUGUUGUGUCGAGCAACUCUGUGGCUGUCAAGAUUCUCUAUCCGAUUUUCUGGGGAUUGAUGACCCUAAGCACCUUUGGCAAUGACCUGGAACCAACGAGUAACUGGUUGGAAGUAAUGUUCAGUAUAUCCACCGUGCUGAGUGGUCUACUAUUGUUCACUCUGUUAAUCGGUAACAUUCAGGUGUUUCUGCAUGCAGUGAUGGCCAAGAAAAGGAAAAUGCAACUGAGAAUCCGAGACAUGGAGUGGUGGAUGAAACGGAGACAGCUUCCUUCACAAUUGAGGCACAGAGUACGGCGUUAUGAGCGGCAACGGUGGGCCACCGUUGGUUGUGAUGACGAAAUGGAAUUAAUCCGGGACUUGCCAGAGGGACUCAGGCGGGACAUCAAGCGCUUUCUUUGCCUUGAUCUAAUUAAAAAGGUGCCUCUGUUUGAUAGCUUGGAUGACCUCAUCUUAGAUAACAUAUGCGAUCGCCUCAAGCCUCUCAUUUUCUCCAAAGACGAGAAGAUUAUACGAGAAGGCGACCCGGUCCCGCGUAUUGUGUUCAUGGUGCGAGGCCGGGUGAAAAGUAGCCAGAGGCUGAGCCGUGGGAUGGUGGCCACGAGCCUCCUGGAGGCCGGCGGGUUUUUCGGAGACGAGCUGUUGUCGUGGUGCCUGCGGCGGCCGUUCAUGGAGCGGCUCCCAGCAUCGUCCGCCACAUUCACGUGCAUUGAGUCCACUGAGGCCUUUGCUCUCGAGGCCAACGACCUCAAGUACAUAACGGACCACUUCAGGUACAAGUUUGCCAACGAGAAGCUGAUGCGGACAGCAAGGUAUUACUCGUCUAACUGGAGGACGUGGGCCGCCGUCAACAUCCAGCUUGCAUGGCGGCGUUAUAACAUACGAACGAGAAGUGUGGUCAGCCGCCGUUCGAUCAAUGGUGAUAGUGAUCGGCUGCUUAGGCAGUAUGCGGCCUUCUUCAUGUCGGUCAGGCCUCAUGAUCAUCUCGAGUAA